This is a messenger RNA of Asterias rubens (European starfish), 1150 nucleotides long. RefSeq lists its product as uncharacterized. NCBI's taxonomy places the organism in Eukaryota, Metazoa, Echinodermata, Asteroidea, Forcipulatida, Asteriidae. The record is from RefSeq and is a predicted model, not a curated record. The transcript is spliced from 4 exons. Bases 335 to 703 code for a protein of 122 amino acids.
AGCGGGACACAAAGGUUUACCGUAAUGGUGUCGGGAGAUUGACGACGGUCUAUGCAGCUUUACAGCAAUUAUGCAUCCGUGCACACAUUUUAGGAGUUUGAGUUAGGUUGUGUCAUGAUCAACACAAACUGAUUAAUUUUUGUGCUUUAUGUGGUGUGUGUGAACUCGGUGAUUUCUAUGUAAAGGGGGUAUAAAAGCGUUCGUUUUGGUUUGGUGUGAGGAGGUUGAACAUAUAAGCUGAAUCGAGACUACAUGAUUUGGUUCUGUUGCUGUGGGACAUACGUUUUAAAACAGAUUUAUAAUUAUUCAUCAUCGUUACACUGAGGUCGUCAUAAUGAAGUUCGCAGCACUCGUGACAUCAGUGCUGUUAAUAGUGUUAGUGCUGUCAGACUUACCUAGGCCAACCCUUGCUCGGCGUUCGGGGCUCUACUGUGGGAAAUCUCGUAAAGGUCAAAGAUGCAACAGCAAUGUGAAUUUUAUCAAGAGGAUCUUUGGGGACGACAAAAGGGAUGAGGAAACUGACAAUGGAGCAUUUUUGAAGACGGAGGCCGACAGAGAAAUCGAGGAAAAUGAACUCGUUGAAAAACUGCGUCUUCUUAGAGAUUUACUCCGGGAACUUCAACAAGAACAAGAUCUAAGACUAUUAAUUGAAGAUGAAAGACUGUUGGCGGAUGAACUAAGACAGAUCCCCCCUCCUGGUUAAUGCCAACAGUGGAUAUUUUGCUUUAAGGUACUGGACACCUCUGGUAAUUAUCAAAGAUACUUGGUGUAUCCCAACAUAAAUAUACAUACAAUUAACAAACCUGCAACAAUUUUGGCUCAAUUUGUCAUAUCUAAUUUGCAAGAGAAAAACAUGCAUUUGUUGCAUUAAUUUGUGUGCUUUUAGGUGCAUAAUUAAAGGCGUCAGCUGAAGUCUUUUAUUAUUAUUUGAGUGAGAAAUUAACCCCUUCUCAAAAUGUACUUCCUUCCGAGAGAGCCGUUUCUCACGACGUGUUCUACUAUCAACAGCUCUCCAAUACUCGUUACCAAGAUAAGUUCGUAAUCUAACAACUUUGUUUAAUUAAUAACCAUUGUGUGUCCACUGCCUUUAUAGACAAUUAACACUAUUGGUAAUUGUCAAAGACCAGUCUUCUCUCUUGCCGUAUCUCAA